Planococcus citri (citrus mealybug) is the source of this 4019-nucleotide messenger RNA. RefSeq names its product transient receptor potential cation channel protein painless-like. The coding region runs from base 356 to 2668 and encodes 770 amino acids. Gene Ontology annotation, molecular function: protein binding. The record is from RefSeq and is a predicted model, not a curated record. The transcript has 2 exons. Lineage: Eukaryota; Metazoa; Arthropoda; Insecta; Hemiptera; Pseudococcidae.
GCGGGUCCAUACUUUGUUACAUAAGUCACAAUAGUUUUGGUGAUGUAGAAGAGGCGGCUGAUAAAUUUGUUUGCAUGUGUUUUCACAUUUUGCAUAAUACGAGUAUAAUGGUCGAUGUGCGAAUUUUUUAAAUUUUCAUUCUGCAUCAUAAUUACCGUGCUAUAAAAUCAUUUUGUUCUAAGAAGUGAAUUUCGAGUGAAAACUCAUAAAAUUUUUUAUUUGCAUUCAAGUGCAGUGCUACCACGUUUUUACCUGCUUCUGCUUGAAAUGGCGUUGACAAGGCAUAUUGUGUUUCUUAUCAAAUCGAUGAAGGUGUAACACUUGCAUGCCCACCUGAAGAGAUCAAGGAGUCAAAAUGGAGACAAAUUCCGAUCCAUCGUCAUUCGCAGAUCAAAACGUGUGGAAAACAAAACUCAACAUUCUAAUUGAACAAACGAAGCUGCCCAACAUUGCAGAUAAUGGCAAAUCUGAACCUAGCUUGACCACAGACAUUUUGGACGAAUUCAGAAAACAAAUCAGCUCCGAAAUGGCGCAAGAACUUAAGAAAGUAUCAAACAUGCAGUCAACAUCAGCAAUGAAAGCUGCCAGAUACGGUAACUACUCAACCAUGCAGAAGCAAAUAACAGUAGGACGUGUUUCAAUCGAACCAGUAUGUGGAAAAACCAUAUUACACAUGGUAAUCGAUGGCAUCUGCGCAUUUAAAUAUAAAAAUAACCCUGCUAAGAUAUGCAUGGAGAAUAUAAUCGCCGGAAAAGAACUAUGCGAAUCGAUAAUAUGCGCUUAUUUUCCACCAGAUAAUUUCUCUCUGUUCCCCAAAGAGAAACCAGAUCACUAUAAAUGCUUAGAGUUCAUAUUGAAAAACAUUCCUCCUGAAAAACUAGAUAUAAAUUUUCUCGAUAGUAAUGGAAAUUCAGCUUUGCAUUACGCUGUCACUUGGUCACAAACAAAGGCUGUAAAAGUUCUCUUGCAGGCAGGUGCUUACACUUGUGAAGCAAAUAAUAAAGGAGUGGUACCAUUGAAGAUGAUCAGCCCUUCAGUACUGGAAGAAUAUUUAGACAGCUGUAUCUUAUCCAAUGAGUACCCUUUUGGACACGAUGAUUUUCAAAUUUACUUUAAUUAUAAAAUGUUUGUACCUCCAAAAAAACCAACACCAAUGAAACAAGAUGGAGUUGAAGCAGGUAUCAGGGAAGUAUGCUACGAGGGUAGACGCGAAUCUGAGCCAAUUUUUGUGAUGAGAGAUACACCCGAUUUAAAUAAACUUCUGGUUCAUCCAGUGAUCAGGAAUUACUUGUGUUUGAAAUGGCUCAUCAUUCAGAAAUAUUCGUUCAUCGAGGAUAUCUUCUUUUCAAUUUUUUUCGCAUCGCUUCCUCUGUACUUUAUAUACAUAUCUUACCAACGUAUUUUCUAUUAUUGUCCAAUUUUGAGUGAAAAUGACUACAGAUGUAUUGAAAAUCGUCCUAUCGGAAUACAGGAUGAUAGAUUUCUGCUGCUAUUUAUUCUGCCUUUGCGUGCUGUGCUUCUUUUAUGCAUCGUAUAUCGAACCUAUUUCUCACCCAAAUCAUCCAUCUUGAAAUCUCCCAGAGUUUGGUUGCAAUUGGUUUGGUUCGUUUUGAUAUUCAAUCGAGAACCGAUAGUUAGUAAAUUGCAAGGCGUAUUCGAUUAUAACUUCUCAUCCACUGCGAUGAUAAUCUUGUUUUGGAUCGAGCUUGUCGCUGUAAUCGGUCGAAUUCCAGCAUGUUCUAUCAGCAUCGAGAUGUUGAAAGUAUUUCUCAUCAAUUCUUACAAAUAUCUAAUACCGUAUUACAUUUUGAUGAUUAUUUUGGCAAACAACUUCGUGAUUUUUUUCAACCAACUGAAUCCGAGUAAAAUAAACAACACUGCUACCACUGACCAGCAAUUAAAUAGCACUAAGGGCAAGGGUGAAUUUGUCCCACCGCUCAACCUUUUCUUUUGGCAAACCUUCCUGACCAUGUUGAAAGACAACAUCAGUAUAAAAACUUACUUGCCACAACAUAGCACAACCGCAAGUCAAUUGAUAUUCUUCGCGUUUUGUUUUUUUACGAUUUUAGUUUUUCAAAAUCUGGUGCUCGUGGUACCAUUGACUUACGCUACAAAGGUCAUGAACGAGACGAAAACUGUCGUAAUGAAUUCGUUUCUACAUUUUGUCGCCUAUGUUGAAACUACAGCUACACGAGAUCCUACUCAAUUACUUGAUGUCUUCAAUAAAUUAUUACUCUGGUUGGUAUUUUGUAUUCGUUGGUGUCUGUGCUGUAGUACUCGAAACCCUCCUGAAACCUUUUGCAAAAGGAUUAGCGUAACGUAUCCAAUGAAAAACUGUGAAAAGGAACCUUUCGAUAUUCAUAAUAAACAAAUUCUAAAACGUUUGCGAUUAGAUCCAGAAAUUUUCGAAGAUGCAGUGACCAUUUUGAAGAGAACUAAACAGCCGGAAGAAAUGAAAACUCAAAUGAACGAAUUUGAAUCCAGGCUCGAAAAUAUCGAAGCAAUUGUGCAAAAUAUUCAACGUAUAGUGCAAGAUAGUGAGGUGCAGUUACGAAAGAAUUUAAAGUCUAACUCUAAACGAGUAAUAGCUGAGUUGAAAAUGUUGAGGAAGUCUGAGAGAAGACAUCGGAUUGGUGCUGUUGGAAGGUGUAAUCAGAAUAAUGAGUAAUGAGGAUCAUGAACAUUAGUGUAGAUUUUCAGAAAAUGUAUGGAGGAGUUUUUUUUUCGAGAUUUUUGGGAUAUGAUGUUUGUUGAUCAACAACUUCAUUGAUUAUCUGGCUGUAAUCGAAUUGAUUUCCACCUUAUUCUUACAAGCAGUUGAAUUAAUUCCCGUGGCGGAGAAGGGGAGGUGGAGAGUGAAUUAGUUCUGGUCAAAAAUCAACAUUUCACUUCAUUUUUAAACAAACUGGAAACAAAUUGUGAAAAUUCCAAAUUUCAUAAUACAAAUAAAUGCAAGUACCUGACAUUUAAAAUUUUUUUAAAGAAAUGGAAAAUGGAGGCAUUUCUUUUCCAUUUUAGCAGAAAAAAAUAACUGCAAGCAGAAAUUGUUUUCCAGUGUUGUUAGGGGGAAAGGAGGGGGUCGAAAUUGAUUCAAGUCGAAGUUUCAAAUUUGAAGUUAGCAAGAUAAAAUGAAGAACAAAAUUCAGAAUUCUGAAUGAAAAAGAGAUUGAACCGAACACUUCAAAGUUUGAUUUUAAAAAAUGAAAAGAAAGAUUUUUUGAAAUUUUGUCAAAAAACAGAUAGCAAAAAAGCUGACUUUUUAUGAGAAUUUUAUCCAUAUUACCUACGUAUAGGUACCAUGAAAAUUCGUUAUUAUUUUAAAAGAUUAUGUGGCUGUUUUUAUCUUUGUUCGUUUCUUUGGUCAAAAACUUGAGCUGGGAAUCAAUUCGACUAUGUAGCAAAAGAAGCUGAUGGGAGUCAAUUCAAUUAUUUUUCAAAAAUUAGGAAUUAAUAAUUUGAGAACUCUCGAUUGUCUGCGUGAAAAAUCCAAGAUCCAAGACAAAACAUUCUAGUAUUUAGGGCCCCAAAGUACAAAUUCUCCAUCUAUUUUGGUUCUUAUAGUGACCAACCCCUUCGAAUUUCAGGACAGGCAAACAUAAGUACACGCUUGAGUUCAGUUUGGAUUAUCUACAUUCUUCUGUUUAAGGGAGGGUCAUUUAUUGCGGAACAUCCUGUACUUAUUUUUAAGAUUUAUUUUCCUCUUUUAGUGAGUCUGUGCCAUCCUUUAGAGUUGAGUUGGAGACUGGAGGAUUUUGAAUCUCAAAGAAUACCUAGUGUGUUUUUAAAAAAAGUUUGCGUUUGAUAAUGUAAAACAUUUUUUAUUUGCUAUAAUUAAGAAUGAAUACCUACCUAUGCUCACCUACGGUUUUGUAUUAUUUUUGUGAUCAGUUAAUUUAGACAUUAUUUGAGAUUUUAAGUUUUAACCUGUACUAAUGUAUUAAACACAUAACUUUUGCGCUCGUAUUUAAUAGCUAGGUAUAUAUAUGAUCGAAAAAUACAAUACAAUACUUUGAUGAUGA